Messenger RNA from Durio zibethinus, 2089 nucleotides. RefSeq names its product endoglucanase 16-like. Gene Ontology annotation, molecular function: hydrolase activity, hydrolyzing O-glycosyl compounds. Gene Ontology annotation, biological process: carbohydrate metabolic process. The record is from RefSeq and is a predicted model, not a curated record. Lineage: Eukaryota; Viridiplantae; Streptophyta; Magnoliopsida; Malvales; Malvaceae.
GAACCCCCUCCUAAAACCAAUGAUUCUAUAGUAAAAAUCAUGUUUAGUGUGCCUAAAUACGGGUAAGCCUUCUCUCAAAUCACCCCCACCUCUCUCUUCCACUCAUAAUUUUAACAUACAAACACAUUUUGUCUCACUAUAACUAAUCCCUGUCCCGCCAUCUUCAACACCCAAAACUAAAAACAAAAAUUUUCUUCUUCAGAGCUAUCAAGGCCUCUGAAAAUCAUUUUUAUUCCCCUUAGAAUUGGUAUUGAAUGGUUGUUUUCAUGGGAACUUUUGCAAGAGCAUCUGUAGCCACUGUUGUGGCAUGGUUGGCUCUUUUUCAAAGGUAUAUAGUCGCUGUUAAUGGUCAUAAUUUGAACUACAAGGAAGCUCUCACCAAGUCCCUCAUUUUCUUGGAAGCACAAAGGUCUGGGAAACUCCCUCCUAAUAAUAGACUAGCCUGGAGAGGAGAUUCUGCUCUUGAUGAUGGAAAAGAAGCAAAUGUGGACCUUGUCGGAGGGUAUUACGAUGCAGGAGAUAAUGUGAAGUAUGGAUUGCCCAUGGCCUUCACAAUCACCACCCUGGCAUGGUCUGCUAUUGCUUACAAUUUCGAGCUACAAUCUGCUGGCGAGUUAGGAAAUGUUUGUGAGGCUAUUCGUUGGGGCACUGAUUAUUUUCUGAAAGCUGCUUCUAGACGUAAUAGAUUGUAUGUGCAGGUUGGUGACCCAGACAAAGAUCAUGAAUGUUGGGUAAGACCAGAGAAUAUGAAGACUCCAAGAACUGUCCUGCAAAUUAAUGCGAGCACUCCUGGAACAGAGAUUGCAGCUGAAACUUCAGCCGCAAUGGCUGCUGCUUCUAUUGUUUUUAGACGCAUUGAUCGUCCCUAUUCACGUCGUCUCCUUAACAAAGCCAAACUGCUUUUCCAAUUUGCCAAAGCACACAAGGGAACUUACGACGGAGAAUGCCCCUUCUAUUGCUCUUACUCUGGCUAUAAUGAUGAGCUGUUGUGGGCGGCAGCAUGGCUAUACACUGCCACCCAUAAGCCCGCGUAUAUGGUGUACAUCACGGAAGAAGCAGUUACUGCGGUUGUCGAUGAGUUUAAUUGGGAUCUCAAAUAUGCAGGAAUCCAAGUCCUCCUUUCUCAGUCUUUCUUUCAAGGUGACCAGACUUUGAAAUCCUACAAGGGCCAAGCUGACAGUUAUAUUUGCUCAGUGCUUCCUGAAAGUCCUUACUUUAAAAUUCCCAUGACUAAAGGUGGUCUGAUUCACUUGAGAGAUGGAGCCAACCUUCAGUAUGUUACCGGAGCUUCUUUCCUGUUCACCAUCUAUGGUAAUUUGCUUAAAAAAUUCAACCAAAAGGUUCAAUGCGGAGACAAACAGUUUGACUCCAUCCACCUCUUUGCUUUUGCUAAGCAGCAGAUGGACUACAUACUAGGGCAAAACCCACUAGGAAGAUCAUACAUGGUUGGGUUUGGGAACAAUCCACCAAAACAAGCGCACCACAGGGGUGCCUCAGUCCCAUUCUUGGACGCUAAGUCGGAUGUGAGCUGCCCUAUGAGCUUCGUUCGUUGGUACAAUAAAAACACACCAAACCCUAAUGAGUUAACUGGCGCUAUUCUUGGCGGACCAGACAAACAAGAUCAUUUCAGUGAUCUACGUUGGACAUCCGUCUACACUGAGCCAUGCACUUAUGUCAACUCUUUAGCUGUUGCUGCCUUGGCAAAGCUUGCUUUCCCUGUUAAGCCAUAGUUUUCUUUACCCAGCUCAGUGGCAGAUUUUAAGCAAGAUGAUAGUGGAAACACUUGUCUAAAACUAUACUAGUGUAGGAAAAUUUUUACAAGUUUUGCCAUUUACUGUGUAUUGAUUAUUUCAUCGAAUUUAAUUUCCUGAAUUUGCCAACAUGUAUUAAACACACACACACACACACAAAAAAAAAAAAAACAGUUUAGUACAUGAAAUGAACAUCUAAUGUGGAGCAUCUGCACAUUUCUUUUUGUUCUUUUAAUUUUUAAUUACAAUAGAUUAUUAUUAAAUCAAAAACAUCAAAGAUAAUAAUAAGAAUAAAGCUUAAACUCAAAGUCAAUUGAGUAUUUACUUAAAUAACAAGU